Molecule: messenger RNA, 1509 nt
Organism: Aureobasidium namibiae CBS 147.97
Lineage: Eukaryota; Fungi; Ascomycota; Dothideomycetes; Dothideales; Saccotheciaceae
Exons: 3
Coding region: 1-1509 (502 amino acids)
Molecular function (GO): oxidoreductase activity; heme binding
Source: RefSeq, a predicted model, not a curated record
AUGGGCAAAGUGUACACUUACGACGAAGUCUCCCAGCACAGAAGCGAAGACAGCUGUUGGGUAAUCCUCUACGGCAACGUCUACGAUGUAACCAAAUUCGUCCCCGAGCACCCUGGCGGCGCAAAGAUCAUACUCCAACUAGCCGGCCAAGACGCAACCGAGGAAUACGAUCCCAUCCACCCUCCGGGCAUCCUCGAAGAAACACUAGCACCCGAGUGCAAACUGGGAACUUUCGAUGCCAGCACUUUGCCUUCGGUGGAAAAGUCGCCCGUGGAUGAGGACAAGGUUGAUGAAGAGGCCAUCAUGCCAUUGGACCACUGUCUAAACAUGGACGACAUCGAGGCGGUGGCUACAAAGAAAAUGAGCAAGAAAGCAUGGGCAUACUACUUUUCCGCCGCCGAUGACUUGAGAUCAAAGGCUUUGAACAAUACAGUAUACAGCGAUAUCCUGCUACGCCCACGCGUCUUCGUCGACAUCACAAAAUGCGACACCAGCACCACUAUCCUGGGCAACAAAGUCAACAUCCCACUGUUCGUCUCUCCAGCCGCAAUGGCAAGACUAGGACAUCCAGAUGGCGAACACGGAAUAGCAAAAGCAUGCAACACCUUCGGCGCCUGCCAGAUCAUCUCCAACAACGCUUCCCAAACACCCGAACAGAUCCUCGAAGGCGCGCCCGCAGACCAAGUGUUUGGCUGGCAACUCUACGUCCAAAACGACCGUAAGAAGAGUGAAGAUAUGCUGGUUCGCAUCAACGCACUCAAGCAAAUCAAGUUCAUCGUCUUGACCCUCGAUGCACCCGUACCCGGCAAACGCGAACACGACGAACGAGAAGGCAAAAAUGUAGGCGCUAAUCUGCCUAUCCGCAGUGCACACCAACAGGGCAGUUCCAGCACCACCUCCCCCGACCCCAAAAAGGGAGGAAACAGCGGCAGUGGCAGUGUAGCCUCUGCAAUGUUCGCCGGCACAGCAGGAGAUUUGACUUGGAAAACUACUCUGCCCUGGCUGGCCAAGCACACAAAACUGCCUAUUGUGCUUAAGGGACUGCAAACACACGAAGACGCUUAUAUAGCAUCUUUGUAUGCUCCUCAGGUGCAAGGCAUUUUGCUCUCAAACCAUGGCGGUAGAGCUGCUGAUACAGCACCCCCUUCUAUUCACACGCUCAUCGAGAUUCGCAAGUAUUGCCCAGAGGUGUUUGACAAGAUUGAAGUUUGGGUCGACGGUGGCAUCAAACGCGGCACUGAUGUCGUCAAAGCUCUUUGCUUGGGAGCCAAAGCAGUCGGUAUGGGCAGGAAUGCACUGUUUGGUCUUGGUGCAGGAGGCACAGAGGGUGUGGAGAGGGUGUAUGAGAUCCUCAAGGCUGAGAUCGAGACGACGAUGAGGUUGCUUGCUGUGGAGAGAGUUGAAGAUCUGGGACCUCAACAUGUCAAUGCUAGAGCUGUGGAAAGAGAUGUCUACGAUGGUCCUGCUGGUCUUGAAAAGUUGGGCAUGUGGCUUAAGGCUAAACUGUAG